UUUAAGUCAAAUAUAAAAUUUGAAGUUAAAAAAAAAACAUAAAAACAUGAAAAAUUUCAUAGCUCUAAGUAUUUUAAUACUUUCACUCUUGAUAAUUCCCUCAAAAGCUGAUCUUUUCGAAUGUGAUGAAAAAGUUCUACCCUCACUAAGUGAGAUACCCGGCAUUGGACCCAAAAUUGCUAGUGCAGAAGAUUCGGGUGAAAAAAUUGGCGAUUUCUUUAGGAAACUUGGCUGUGAAGUGAAAAAGGGCGCCAAGAAAUUUGGUGAAAAUUUCAAGCAAAACGCCGAAAAACUAAAUGAAAAUGUUAAGGAGGGUGUCAAAAAAUUCGCCACAAAAGCCAAGGAAGUUGGUUCUGAUAUCAAAGUAAAAUUUCAUGAUCUGAAGGAUCGUCUGCACAAAGACUCUGAUGAAGUGGUUGUCACCGAUAAGAAAUUCUUUUUGGAAAAUGUUGAGUUAAUAAAUCCCGAUAUAUUGAAAGCUGAUCAGGAAUGUGGUCAUGGUCAUAUAUUGGAUUCAUUGGGCAAUUGCAGAAAAUUACGGAAGUAGGAGAAACAUUGAUCUUGUAAGAAUGAGAAGUGCAGUUUUAUAAGCUGAAAAAAACCUAAAAGUAAACCAAAGUUUCUAAUUUACAUUAGUUGCUAAGAGAAAUGUGUGUGUUUUUAUAUAGAUAUAUAAUAUGUAGUUGAAAAAUAAAAUAUUUAGAGUAGAAUAUACAUAUGUAUGUAAAAUUUUAAGAAAUAUAUUCUGAAUGUGUCUAAA
This is a messenger RNA of Calliphora vicina (urban bluebottle blowfly), 760 nucleotides long. RefSeq lists its product as uncharacterized. The record is from RefSeq and is a predicted model, not a curated record. Lineage: Eukaryota; Metazoa; Arthropoda; Insecta; Diptera; Calliphoridae. The coding region runs from base 47 to 547 and encodes 166 amino acids. The transcript has a single exon.